AUUGUUUCCCCCCCUCUGAUAUUAUCAAUUAAAGGCCAAACUAUUUUAUCACUAGAAGCAUAUUUGCGAAAUCUAAAGCACAGAGGAAAAUAGAGAUUUGGGAGAGAGCAUAUUUUACAGCAAAAACCAAUGUUUUUUUUUUUUUUUUAACGCAGCAAUGAAAAAUACAAGGAAAUAUGUUUCUUUCUGAACAACAUACAUAUGUGGGAAAAAGUGUUACAAAAGUAUUUUUGCAAACGGUUGUGCUUUUUGGAAAUGCCAAAGUAUUGUUUUCACAUAUAUGAAACCUCUGUGCUAUAAAACUAAGCAAAAUCAAACUUUUUUUUUUUUUUCCAAAAUAAACGCUUGUUUAGUGGGAUUUUGUUGAUGGUGACGAAUUAUGACGUAUUUAAAUGCAUGAUUCGAUACAAGAGCUGAAUAAGCAUUCAGUAUGAUGUUGUACUGUUUUUAUGACUACAAAGUGUAAUGUAAAUUACAUUAUUUUACAUUGCGAGGUCGAUGUUAUUUUAUCAACUCUUGAGUUGUCUGAUAAAAGCAAUUGUACCUAAUGAAGCGACAAUGUUGUUUUCAUCUUUAUGAUGUGGCGCCUCUCAGUGACGUCACAAGGUUACUACGCUCCUAGCGUACUGCUGCCAUGACGACCACCCGCACACCGCUUUGGCCAGCUGACUGCCAAAAAUUAGCUCAUAAACUCGACGAAACUUUAUUUUAAUUGAACAUUUUAUACUCAUCGGAUUUUAUUCACAACGAAUGGAAGGUUCGGUUCUGUUGCCAGUGGAGGCGGAGGCGUUUGUUCAAAGUUUGGAGAUAUUUUCCCUUCAAGACGUAGGCUCGACAAGGUGGUUCAGACAGCAUGAACAUAUUGAGAAGCUCAACAUGCAGGCUAUACUCAGUGCUUCUGCCACACUGGAUGAGUACAUCAAGGAGAUGCUGGUGUCUCAUGGGAAGAUCUCAGUUCUGGUGCACGAAAUGAUCCUGACUGAAGUGUGGAAGCAAAAAAUAUUCCCUAUUUUGUGCCAACUGCAGGACUUCACCCCCAAGAAUACAUUUCCUCUUUACAUGGUGAUCCACCAUGAAGCCACCAUCAUCAACUUGCUAGAGACCAUAAUGUAUCACAAGGACUCCUGCGAGGCCAGCGACGACUCUAUUCUCGAUUUAGUGGAUUACUGCCACCGGAAGCUCACGUUGUUGGCCGCCAACGUUGGCAAGGAUGGUAACAACAUGGCACACAUCACAAACAAGGCAGCCGGUGAGGCAGUUCUGUCCUCUAAAGAGGAGUUGCAGUUUCAAGCUGCUGAGUUGGAAUUUAGCAUUUCAUUGAAGGCGCUGUCUGUAUUGCGCUACAUCACUGACCAUACUGAUAGUAUCAGUGCCAUUAACCGAAUGCUGUGCACACAUAACGUUCCUUGUUUACUGGUGCGCCUGAUCGAGUGCUGUCCGUGGAGUCGUUGCACAGCGGGUGACAAAGAGAAAUACAUCAAUGGCAAAUGGCAAAAGAUACCAGAGGAAGAUCACCUGAAGAUGACAAAACUAGAUGGGCAGGUUUGGAUUUCCCUGCACAAUCUACUUCUCAAGGAAGACUGUCAACGAAAAUAUGAUUUCAAUAGUUACAAUAAGAGUCAGCUUCUGAAGCUGCGUAGUUUCUUGACUGAAGUGUUGAUCGACCAGUUGCCCAACUUGGGGGAGCUCCAGCGGCUCCUGGCUCAUCUGGCGGUUACCGACCCUGAACCUCCAAAAAAGGAACUCGUUUUAGAGCAGAUCCCUGAAAUGUGGAACCAAAUCAUGACAGAGAAUUCCAAAAAAUGGAAAGCAAUUGCCAAGUAUCAAGUCAAAGAGACCUUCAACGCCUCUGAAAAAGAUCUGAGGCUACAGGCACAGAGGUUGGCUCAGACGUACAAUUUGGACGUGAUGGAGAGUUUGCUCCCCGAGAAGCCAAAGUGCGGCUGUUGUGGAAAAGAGGCUGCGAAAAGAUGCGGUCGGUGCCAAGGGGAGUGGUACUGUCACAGAGAAUGUCAGGUGAAACACUGGCCAAAACACAAGAAGGCAUGCCAGCUCAUGAUGGAGGCCAACAGGAAGGCCCAGGAUGAUCUGAGUAAAGACAAGAAAAAAUGGUCGGGCCAAAACUCUGAUCUAGAGUCAACUGAAAACCUGUGAGGUGACCUGAAAGAUGUAGUUCCAAUUGGGACUUUUAAAUUGUCAUGUUAUUUCAAUAACUCUACAUUUGCUUCAAUAAACUGCUUUCUCUGUCCUGGA
This is a messenger RNA of Corythoichthys intestinalis (scribbled pipefish), 2253 nucleotides long. RefSeq names its product zinc finger, MYND-type containing 10 (gene zmynd10). Gene Ontology annotation, biological process: inner dynein arm assembly; motile cilium assembly; outer dynein arm assembly. Lineage: Eukaryota; Metazoa; Chordata; Actinopteri; Syngnathiformes; Syngnathidae. The record is from RefSeq and is a predicted model, not a curated record. The transcript has 12 exons. The coding region runs from base 751 to 2154 and encodes 467 amino acids. Gene Ontology annotation, cellular component: cytoplasm; centriolar satellite.